AUGUCCGCUUCUCAGGGAAUGAAUGUUGCAAAUGGCACCAAUGGAGCUACGAGGGCGAAUGAGCCCACAGCUAGAUCACCAGAAAACCCAAAAAUGGCGAAUAGUACCAAAGAGAAAAGGCCAAACAUUAUUCGAAGGCCGAUCCGGAGGCUCAACAAGAACCAACCAAAAGUCCCAGGCAUAAUCGUUGCAACGCCCGCUGAGAUCAAUGAAGCAACAGCAAAAUUGGCCCAAGGUUUUGAGGCGGAGAAACCAUUCAUACCUCGCAGAUUCGAGACGCAACGAGCACUCUAUCAAUGGGCACUUCCUGGAAGCACAAGCUCAUACCCACCUCACUUGAAAUGGAUACCUCUUGAUAAUCGUGUAGGACUGCUUAAAAUUUUCAACCUCAGGCGAUUCGUUGAUGUGUCGGUCUCACUCCUCCCUAAGAUCCCGCCGGAGAUUUCAAAUCUUCUCUCCGGAGAUCCUUACAAUGGGACUACCAUGGCAAUGCUAGAAGAAAGAAUGAUUGCUUUAAACAAGGAACAGAAAAAUGUCGGAACUGAACCUAGCAUUGGCUAUCGUAAAGAUUGGUAUAGUGAUGCAGUGUUUGCUCAACAAUAUUUUACCGGUCCUAAUCCUUCAUCCAUCGCUCUUGCCAGUCAAAUUUGGCUUGAUAGGUUCAAAAAUGCUGUCUUUGAUCAAGGCAAUAAGGAAAUGCAUAGCCUCCUUGAGCGAUUCAAUUCAAACUCCUUCUUUAUCCAAGAUUGUAGUUUCUUCCACGAAUGGGCUGGCGCUUCGCCCGACGCUACUCUCAAAUUUGACAAUGGUAAAAGAUUUGGAUGCGCCUCUGUAACAUUGUUCCAUCUGAAUGCAGAUGGUGAUCUUCAUCCUUUAGCUAUUGUUUUGGAUUAUAAAGUCAGCAUGGAAAAGUCGGUGACGAUCUUCAAUAAAAGAAUCAAUCCAAAGGAUCCAAAGGAUAAUGAGCACAAUGACUGGCCAUGGAGAUAUGCCAAAAUGUGUAGUUUGGUUGCCGACUGGACUCAUCAUGAGCUGACAUUACACCUCAAUGACUGCCAUUUUGUGGAGGAGGCGAGUGCGGUUGCGGCUUAUAGAAGCUUUCCAAGUGACCAUAUCGUUUACAAGAUUUUGGAACCUCAUUGGUUUAAGACUCUCUCUCUUAACGCUGCGGCCCGUGAUACUCUUGUUCCGCAGCUGAUAAGCAAAAUCAAUGGAUUCACUGAGCGGCAGACCUACGAUUAUCUUCUCAGCUCUUACAGAAACUUUAACUGGACUGGCAACUAUGCUCCGACUUCUCUCAUUACGCGUGGCUUUCCUCUGUCGUCCCUAAAUGACAAGAGUGACCGCAGAUUUCACAACUAUGCAUACGGAAAAAAUAUGGCCAUACUGUGGCCAAUCCUGUUUGAUUUUGUCUCGUCUAUGCUCGGCACAUUUUACACCGGGGAUGCUGACGUUGCAAAAGACACCUGUGUGUCUGCUUGGUGUAAUGAGAUGCAAUCGCCAACGGGUGGUCAGAUGCCCACCUUCCCGAGUAUCAGGACUCUUGAUGAAUUGACGAACGCGAUAACAAUGUGCAUUCAUAUUGCCUCGCCUCAGCAUAAUGCUAUAAACUACCUCCAAAAUUACUACAUGUCGUUCAUCCCUAACAAACCGCCAUCUCUACAACAACCACUUCCUGGAAGUUUGAGCGCUCUUCAGAAGUACAGGGAAGUCGAUGUCAUCAAUUCUCUCCCAGUCAAUGACCCAACACUCUGGAUUCAAGCAUCACAACUUCCCUACCUGAUUAGCUUUAGAGUUGCCGAAGAUCAAACACUUUCAGCUUUUGCAAGGGAGCUGAGAAACGCCACAAUCGAUCCCCAGGGGAGAUUCGCUGGGCCAGGAGACGCCGCGAGAAGAACAGACGGGGUAAGAAGAGCAGCUGAAAAGUUGUUGCAGGAUCUUGACGUCGCAGCAAGGAAGUUUAAAGAGAAUAGUGAUGCGCUGACUGAAGGAACCGCGCCGCAUUUUGUCAUGGACCCUGGAGAAUUGGCCUUACUUGGAAGUAUUUCCCUUUUCGCUUUGGUUUGUUGGAGAGCUUUUAACUGA
Sclerotinia sclerotiorum 1980 UF-70 is the source of this 2085-nucleotide messenger RNA. RefSeq lists its product as hypothetical. Bases 1 to 2085 code for a protein of 694 amino acids. The transcript has 4 exons. The record is from RefSeq and is a predicted model, not a curated record. Gene Ontology annotation, molecular function: metal ion binding; oxidoreductase activity, acting on single donors with incorporation of molecular oxygen, incorporation of two atoms of oxygen. Gene Ontology annotation, biological process: lipid oxidation. Lineage: Eukaryota; Fungi; Ascomycota; Leotiomycetes; Helotiales; Sclerotiniaceae.